This is a messenger RNA of Amoebophrya sp. A120, 652 nucleotides long. The record is from the annotation of a GenBank genome assembly. Lineage: Eukaryota; Dinophyceae; Syndiniales; Amoebophryaceae.
CUUUGCAGCCCGAGAUCGGGAUUGUCAAUCCCAACAACCUCUGCUGGAUGAUCAGUUUGUCGCAGAGUUUGCUGUACAUUCCCUCCUUGCACGAGAAGGCCGAGGCGGAGUGCGCGCGGAGGGAGCAGGAGCAGCGAGGACCGGGUGCGAGUUCCAGUAGUAAUUUUCAGCAACGCUCCCCGGAAGAUAGCGACAAACUCAGACAAUGGUGCCAAUUUUUCCGUGCCGUCGCUGGGUCGGGCGGUCGAGGACUAUCAAUUGCAAAUAUGUCUGGAUCUGGAGGAAUCCGAACUUUUGAUGCUUCCUUCGGAUUCUACAAAAAUCUGUAUUGCAUGAACAGCAAGAGAGAUCGAGUUUUUGCCACGGCGAGACGGCACUUCUCAUGCAGGAUAGGCAUCAGCAAGACCUCACAAAGUCUAGGAUGCUAGGGCAUCCAUCACAGACAUCUGGAGUCAUGCAAAAUGUGCAUGACAAACGUUGCAUUUUUCCUGACCAAAACAUAUUUGCAGUUGAUAAGGACGAAGCAACAACAAUUUGUCUAUUUACACCCGACAGCAAGGAGUAGAAGCGGUUCUACAUUAUGUUAUGUGGAAGGCGAAUUGGCGCGAACUAAGGGACAGGAAUUCUUGGAGACAGCAGGACCCGACGGAGG